This is a messenger RNA of Phyllopteryx taeniolatus (common seadragon), 3488 nucleotides long. It is a transcript of the gene slc51a, whose product is annotated as solute carrier family 51 member A. Gene Ontology annotation, biological process: transport. Bases 1782 to 2633 code for a protein of 283 amino acids. Gene Ontology annotation, molecular function: transporter activity. The record is from RefSeq and is a predicted model, not a curated record. The transcript is spliced from 8 exons. Lineage: Eukaryota; Metazoa; Chordata; Actinopteri; Syngnathiformes; Syngnathidae.
UGUCACCCCAUUAAAACAUUGUCGCUACUUUAUUUGGAAUUUUAAUACUUUUAUGAAUCUCUCACCCUUGUAUUAUUAUCCGUCUCCACAUUCUGUGCUUUAUUCAAUAGGAACAUUAAUUUUACUCAUUCUUUUCUUGAAUUUUUUGAGGGGCGGGGGACACAAAAAAACCUUGAAGUAUUUUUGGGGGAAAAAAAUCACUUCGAUGACGUACAAACAAAACCACUCAUUACAUAUUAACCCUAGAACCUUGUUGUUUUGUUGACAUUUACAAUAUCACAGAGGUGGGCAUUUACAUGUCUAACUUUGAAUUAAGAAUACUGUAUUACAAAAUACUAUAUCCUUUUUAAUGCCAUGGGGAAACAGGGAACAGUUUUAGGUUAAUAAGCGUUUAUCCCCCCCAACCCCCCCAAAAAAGAACAAAUUACAGAAUACACUCAAAAUCCUGCAAUAUGGAAAAUUAUGCAAGAUAUGAAUAUCGGAAAGAAUAAACAGUGCACUAAAUCCGCAAUAGGUGAACCACGAUAUAGCAAGGGAACACUGUAUUCCUCGAGGGCAGUUGUGUCCUAAUUCCAAUUUUGUAUUUGUUCCUAGAGAGAAAAUCAGCUUUAAGAUGCCAUGGUUGCCUUUUUAUUAAACUAAAUGCAAUGUAUUCACCCACUCAACAAGUGUUUACAAUUUAAGAAUUCACUGAAAUAUAAGUUUUCAUGCGUAAUCUUUCAAUAGACCCCAAAAUACUAAGGAAAGAACUUGAUUGCUGGUUGAUGCAUCACAUCAGUCAUUCGUCUUCCGUUCCGCUUACAUCACAUCAUAACGGUCCCAUAUAGGCAUGACAUCAGUACAAUCUGAUUGGAUGUAAAGAUAUGCUCACCUAGUAAUGAUUGUUCUAAAUAUGAGUUUUAAUCACGAGGAAAAAAUCUGAUACUUUGAAACCAAUGGAUGUUUGGGAUUAGCGAAAUUAUACAGUACAAAUGACGACGCUCACGUGUGCUCUUAUGUUUAGUGUUUAGCUUUUUUUUGCAGAAAAAAAACAGAAACGCAAUACAAAAGUCUGUGUUGUUUAUUGUUAGAUUUCAUUAUACUAAAUGACUGCCCGCGCCCCCACGUAUGACGCUGAGUUACGGGCAACAGAAUAAAAGCAACGACUCAACCUUUCUUUCUUUUUUUUCUCAAGCAUAAAUGUGUGUAACAUCUCUUAAAUGCGCACCAGAUGUGUGUUCUUUUACAUGGAAGAUGGAUACAGCACACACAUCCAGUCCUGAGAGAAACAAUAAUAAACAUGGUUGAAGAUUGUUACUUUUUUUUCUUCACAUUUCUCAUUUACCAAAUUUGAUUAGUUCCUGUUCGUCAAUGCUGUAAACCUCUUGGAUAUUGUACUGCAAUACAACAGUCCAGAUACAAACUAUCAGUAUUUUAAAAACAAAGUAUUAUCCCUCCACUAGCCCCAAAAUACGUUUGUCACCAGGACCUGCGAAGAUUAUAAUUUUUUUAUUUAUUCAAUUGGUUGUGCGUCAAUUCAAGACUCUUAAUUGUCCAUACAUUAUGUGUGAUUUAAAUGGUUGUUUGUCUAAAUGUGGCCUGAGAUUGACAGGCAAUCAGUCCAGGGUGUACCCCACCUCUUGCCCAAAAUCAGCUGGGAUAGGCGCCAGCUCACCCAGGACUCCAAUGAGAAGUGCUGUAGAAAAUGGACUGUUGUGUCCUGGCAACUUCGUGGAAGACAGAACCUCUAGAUCAGAGAGUUUGACCUCUUCUCCAUCAUCUUGUACUCUGUCCUCACCUUCAUGGCAACCACGUCCAUGCUGAUCUUCCUUGAGGAGUGUGUUUAUAUUUAUAAGAAAGUGCCAGCCAAUAAGAAGAGCACCAUCAUAUGGGUGACUGGAGCAGCACCGGUGAUCGGCACCAUGUCCUGUCUGGGAAUGUGGAUCCCCCGAGCCACCAUGUUUACUGAUAUGACCUCGGCAUGCUACUUUGCCAUCGUGGUAUUCAAGUUCCUCAUCCUGAUGAUAGAAGAGGUGGGCGGCGACGAGGCGUUCCUGCGGCGGGGGGCGAGACACAAAUUGAAGAUCAGCACAGGGCCGUGCUGCUGCUGCUGCCUCUGUCUGCCGUAUGCAGCCAUCACACGGCGUUGUCUUUUCCUGCUCAAACUUGGCUCUUUUCAAUUUGCUGUGCUCAAGGUCGUCUUCACCAUCCUCUCCAUCGUCCUGUGGACCAACGGAACCUUUGACCUGGCGGAUUUGAACAUCACAGGAUCUGCGAUAUGGAUCAAUCCCUUUGUGGGCAUCCUGACGAUCAUCGCCCUGUGGCCCGUGGCCAUCACCUUCAUGCACCUCAGGGCCACCUUGCGCACCUUAAAGAUCAUCCCCAAAUACGCCAUGUACCAGCUCGUGCUGAUCCUUAGCCAGCUUCAGUCUGCCAUCAUCAACAUCUUGGCUUUGAAUGGAACAAUCGCCUGCGCACCGCCAUUCUCUUCCGCAGCCAGAGGAUACAUGAUGAGUCAGCAGCUACUGAUCCUGGAGAUGUUCAUCAUCACGUUGGUAACACGUCUGCUAUAUCGUCGACUCUACGACCCGCUGCCCGAGGAGGAGUAUGACGACGAGAACACCAAAAUGGUUCCUUUGCAGAAGGCUGUAUGAGUCAGUCUUAAUUGCUUGUAUGUGUUUGCGUCCUUAUGUUUGUGUGCAGUUCAAAAGGAGAUUACGGGAUGUUCAAUUGACUGAGCAGACUCCUUGGUUGCACAAACUUUAUGGGGUGUCAUAACUUUUGCUGCCAAUUCUUCUCUGGUUCUUACCGUCAUAAAACCAUGAGAAGUUGGGCAAGAGCCUUUUAGCACAGCAACGACGUAUUUGAAAUGUAAGAGACAAUUCUUUCUUCAAUUUACAACUUUGAAAAGGGAGUGAAUAGUUAAAAGAUUUUUUUAUUAUGAUAAAUCUGUACUAACUGGCAAAUGAUUUCAAAUUAUUAUUAUAAUUUUUUUUAAACAGUUCGGUUUUACCUCAUGUUCCCUAGAAUAAUAUGAUAUGACUUUCAGUGUUUCUUUCAUGUAAGUGUCGUCAUAGAAAUGUACAGGAAACAGAUUUUAUUUACAGUGCACAGUAAAUACUUGUCCUUUAGGAGACGCUAUUGCAUAAAUGAUGAUGAACAUUUUUAAUAUAUCUUUUAGUGUGUUGCUUUACCGGCAUUCUGGAAAUGCACAAGACAAGUACAUGACAUUCCAAAGACAAUCUGAUUCCCUGUUGUUGUUUUUUUUCUACUGCUUACCUGCUAAUGUUUUUCCACUAGAUGGCAGUAAAAAGCAAAUUCUGACGUUUGACGGUAAUACAAUAAAAAUAGUAGAGACUAUAUGUAUGAUUAUUAUAAAUUAAAACAUGGUAACAAACGAAUCAAGUCCUAUUAUAUUUACAAUGUUUUGCUAUUCCGUGGGUAGUCGUAGCCAUGAGAACAUUACUGACAUAUAUUUAGGCGAUUAAUAUUAAAUGAUAUUGCUAUUG